Aspergillus fumigatus Af293 is the source of this 888-nucleotide messenger RNA. RefSeq lists its product as uncharacterized. Gene Ontology annotation, molecular function: nucleic acid binding. The transcript has a single exon. Lineage: Eukaryota; Fungi; Ascomycota; Eurotiomycetes; Eurotiales; Aspergillaceae. The record is from RefSeq and is a predicted model, not a curated record. The coding region runs from base 1 to 888 and encodes 295 amino acids.
AUGGCUACAUCAACCAUGGCACUCCAAGCCUCGACUCGCGAUAUACAGAUGAUCGACUCCAUCGGCGCUCUGGAGAAAGUCCUCGACGAGCUCGAUUGCCACUCGCAUAAACACGCUGCUUUGUUCUUCAAUGUCCAAGCCAUCAAUCCAGGAGAAGACGGCUCAAUCUCAAUUAUCUCCCUCUUUGUUCGACCAAUUCAAAAGCUCUUCCUGAUCGACGUGCUCACCGUAGGCGUCGAUGCAUUUACGACGACCAGUCUCGCUGAUAACUCGCUCAAGCUCCUGCUUGCAACUUCCGCUGCGUCAAAGAUCUUAUUCGACGUUGGAAACGCCUCUGCCGCGCUGUUCAAGCAUCACGGGAUUUGCCUGAAUGGAAUCAAAGACCUCCAGGUUAUGCAACUCGCAACACAUUAUCCACGCGCCCAGAAAGCUCAGGCUGCAAGUUUGGAGACGUGCGUCGAGAAAGACGCACGCAUUCCUCCACGGUCCCUCGCGGUGUGGAAGCAGGUGCACAGUGCUGUGAAACAACUACGUGAUCCGGCCAAGGGAGGACGCGACGCUGUAUUCAAAGAGCGGCCUCUCAGGAGGUCAAUCCUCGAUUAUCAUGUGCAGAACGUUUUGAUCCUACAGUGGCUGUGGGUUGCUUACUGCGAAACGCUCUGCAAGCCGAACAAUGCCUUCUGGCGGAGCAUGGUCUUUCACACAGUCGGGGAUAGGAUUAGAGAAUCGAUGAACCCCGCUCGCACCGGUGGAGCGGAUGUCAAACAUUGGGGUUGGAGUAGGGAGUUCAUCGAGACUAGCAAGCGUGGGUGGAACGAGGAUAUACUUCUUGAGCUCGAGGGAAUCCCCAUGGUGGGCCGUUGCUGGCUUGAUCCCAACUUUUUCUGA